This is a messenger RNA of Lactuca sativa (garden lettuce), 324 nucleotides long. Lineage: Eukaryota; Viridiplantae; Streptophyta; Magnoliopsida; Asterales; Asteraceae. The record is from RefSeq and is a predicted model, not a curated record.
AUGGCUGAGAGACCACUAUUGACUCCAUAUCCACAUGGGGAAUCCGUUGAUCAAACAGACUACCGCUCAAUGAUUGGUUCUUUGAUGUAUCUGACUGCAAGCAGACCUGAUAUCAUGUUUGUUGUGUAUCAAUGCGCUCGUUAUCAGGCUAAUCCUAAACUUUCUCAUUUAAUUGUUGUUAAAAGGAUUUUUAGAUAUCUUAAAGGCAACCCUAAACCAGGCCUUUGGUAUCCUAAAAAUCCUGAUUUUGAUUUAUAUGCAUUUGCUGACAGCAAUUAUGGAGGAUGUGAUCUUGACAGGAAAUCAACAUUGGGUGGAUGCUAG